Molecule: messenger RNA, 2896 nt
Organism: Exaiptasia diaphana
Lineage: Eukaryota; Metazoa; Cnidaria; Anthozoa; Actiniaria; Aiptasiidae
Product: zinc finger protein Xfin
Biological process (GO): regulation of transcription by RNA polymerase II
Cellular component (GO): nucleus
Molecular function (GO): DNA-binding transcription activator activity, RNA polymerase II-specific; ATP binding; RNA polymerase II cis-regulatory region sequence-specific DNA binding
Source: RefSeq, a predicted model, not a curated record
AUGGUAAUAAAAAAUAACUAUAAUGGAAAGAAGACCUUUGAAUGUUCUAACUGCAAAAAGAAAUUUAAUCACAAGUGUCAUUUGGUAGUUCACAUCAGAACACACACAGGAGAGAAGCCCUUUGAAUGUUCUUACUGCAAAAAGAAAUUCAAUCAAAAGGCAAGUUUGAUUACACACAUCAGAAUACACAGUGGAGAGCCAUUUGAAUGUUCUUACUGCCAAAAGAAAUUUAAUAAAAAGUCAAAUUUGAUCAACAACAUUUCUAAAUCUAUGAAUGGACUGCAUGACCCUGACUUGGACCGGACCUGCUCCCAGUCUGACCUUGUAGAUCAGUUGACAGGUACUGGCAAAACCUUGGCAUUCUUACUUCCUGCAUUCCUUCAUAUUGAUGGACAAGAUGUACCUCGUGACAAAAGGGAAGGCCCUUCUGUGUUGGUGCUAUCCCCCACACGUGAGCUGGCUCUACAAAUAGAAGAUGAAGUGAAAAAGUAUCACUACAAAGGAAUUAGAAGGUCGUCUUCAAAAAAAGAUGACACUGCAAUGUUAGGUGAGCCAGUUAUYUACAAAGAGGUUAGUUCUAUUGGUGUACAGACAGACGAUGAUGGCUGUGAAAAUGGUUGUACUUCCAUGUACGUCARUACUUCAAACCAAGAUAUWAGUCACAUAGAAACAUCUCCACUGCAAGAACAARGUGUUUUAMUUGCUGUUGGAGAURACUUAGACAUUGAAACUGAAGAWGDYAAUGAMGAGAGAAGCACAGACAUGGAUGUAAUUGAUGCAAUGCUGAAAGUUCUUGAAGAAACCAAUGRUAACAACRUGAAUAGAAACAAAACAAYAGCAUCAUAUGCAGACUCUGAAUGUUCUCACUGCACAAAGAAAUUUAAUACAAAGGGAAAUUUGAUCAAGCACAUCAGAACACACGCUGGAGAGAAGCCCUUUGAAUGUUCUUUCUGUAAAUUGAAAUUUCCAAGAAAGGAUUCUUUGACAUAUCACAUCAGAACUGUACACACUGGAGAGAACCCAUUUGAAUGUUCAUACUGCAAAAAGAAAUUUAAUCAAAAGACACAUUUGAUUGAGCACAUCAGAACACACACUGGAGAGAAGCCAUUUUCUUCAACAAAAGAUGGCACUGCAAUGUUUGGUGAGCCAGUUAUCUACAAAGAGGUUAGUUCUAUUGGUGUACAGACAGACGAUGAUGGCUGUGAAAAUGGUUGUACUUCCAUGUACAUCAGUACUUCAAACCAAGAUAUAAGUCACAUAGAAACAUCUCCACUGCAAGAACAAGGUGUUUUACUUGCUGUUGGAGAUAACUUAGAUAUUGAAACUGAAGAAGGUAAUGAAGAGAGAAGCACAGACAUGGAUGUAAUUGAUACAAUGCUGAAAGGUCUUGAAGAAACCAAUGAUAACAACUUGAAUAGAAACAAUAAAACAGCAUCAUAUGCAGACUCUGGUACCAAUAAAGAUAAUGAUAAGAAUAGUGAAAGUGAACUUCAGAAGGAAGUUGGAAAUUACUCAGGAGAUUUGACAGUGCUCACAGGUGACAACAACAUUGGGACACGAGAUAAUUCUGUGCAAGACUUGUCCAAUGAAGGUGUCGAACAGAAAGCUUUGAAACAGAGUAAAUAUACUGAAAAGAAGCCAUUUGAAUGUUUUUACUGCAAAAAAAAAUUUAUUCGCAAGUGUCAUUUGGUAGUUCACAUCACAACACACACAGGAGAGAAGGCCUUUGAAUGUUCUUACUGCAAAAAGAAAUUUAAUCAAAAGGGAAAUAUGAUCACACACAUCAGAACACAUACUAGAGAGAAGGCAUUUGAAUGUUCUUACUGCAAAAAGAAAUUUAAUCGAAAGACACAUUUGAGCAAACACAUCAGAACACACACUGGAGAGAAGCCAUUUGAAUGUUCUUACUGCAAAAAGAAAUUUAAUGAAAAGGGAAAUAUGAUCAAACACAUCAGAACACACACUGGAGAGAAGACAUUUGAAUGUUCACUCUGCAAACAGAAAUUUCAUAAAAAGUCAAUACUGAUCAAGCAUUUCAGAACACACACUGAAGAGAAGCCCUUUGAGUGCUCUCUCUGCAAAAAGAAAUUUAAGCACAAGUGUCAUUUGGUAGUUCAUAUCAGAACACACACUGGAGAAAAGGCAUUUGAGUGUUCUUACUGCAAAAAGAAAUUUAUUCAAAAGGCAACUUUGAUCAUACACAUCAGAACACACACUGGAGAGAAGCCCUUUGAAUGUUCUUACUGCCAAAAGAAAUUUAAUCAAAAGCAUCAUUUGAUUGAUCACAUGAGAACACACACUGGAGAGAAGCCAUUUGAAUGUUCUUACUGCAAAAAGAAAUUUAAUCGAAAGCCACAUUUGAUUGAUCACAUGAGAACACACACUGGAGAGAAGCCAUUUGAAUGUUCUUACUGCGAAAAGAAAUUUAAUCACAAGGGAAAUAUGAUCAAACACAUCAGAACACACUCAGGAGAGUAAGCACUUUGAGAAUUCUUUCUGGAAGAUCCAUAGUUUUUUACAGAAGCUACAAGACUGUGUGUGAUGAAGGGAACUGACUUGGUGAUUGACUUGGCAAUUUUUUUUACAUAUUUUCCUGUUCUGGAAGAAAUAUGUCUGUGUUUUGUAGUCUUACACUUUACAGCGUGCUCUGUCAUUGAAUGGAGCAUGCAUGGCAGUGUCUCAACUCAUUUCUGAUCAGAAUAUCUAGAAUGUUAUAUGCUAAAAUUAUAUGCUCUGUUUUCCCGAAGAAGCCAUACACAUCUAAUAAUGUAUGAACAAUUUUAAUUAUGAUUCACUGCAACAAAAUUGCCAUUUACAGUUUUUUAUUCCAACAUAAAAGAUCUUUAACUAUUCAUGACUUAUUAGAACUAUUAAAUGUAUAUAAGUUUCCCAUGCA